UCACGUGACCCGAUUAACCGCCGACUGAGGACGCAAACCGGUCCCGAUAAAGCGCCUAGCGAAUAAGUUGUCAGCCGUUUAGCGGUGAGGUUAUCCUGAAGCGGGGCACUUUUGUGUUCAGUAAUCUUUAUAGAAACAGAUCGCGAAGCCCUUCAGGUGAAUAGCCGCCUGCCAUGGCCGCAGUAGACAGCUUCCAGCUGCUGUACAGGGAAAUCGCGCGCUCCUGUCACUGCUAUGUGGAGACUCUGGCCCUGGUGGGCGCCGUGUACACGGCCAGCAGGGCGGCGCUCUUCGCCAGGGACUGUUACAGCCUCAUCAGACUGCACUUCAUCCCCAGGCUGAUGCACAGGGGAGACCUGCUGCAGCGCUUCGGCACAUGGGCUGUCGUUGUGGGUGCUCCUGAAGCGUUGGCGAGCGCUUAUGCAGAGGAGCUGGCGAGGCAGGGGGUGUCCAUCAUCCUGGUUGGCCGCCGGGGUCGCGAGGCGGAGGAUGCCGCCAAGGCUGUCGCCGAGGCCCACGGGGUCGAGACCCUGCUGGUCGAGGCAGACUUCCACCUGGGUCCCGUCACCUGCCGACGUAUCCGAGACGCGCUGAAGGACAAAGAUAUAGGCUUCCUGAUAAACAGCGUUGAUGCGUCCUUGGGCUCCCCUCGGGGCUUCGCCAGCCUGUCCGAAGACCGGCUCUGGGACGCGUUGAACAGAAAUAUCUCGGCUGCCACGCUGAUGACCCGCCUUGUUCUGCCAAGCAUGGUGGAGAAAGGCAGGGGGGCCGUGGUCAACAUCUCCUCCGGGCUGUGCUGUAAGCCCACGCCAAACAAGGCCGUCUUCACAGCCGCCACGGCCUACCUUGACCAUUUCAGCCGCGCGCUGCACUAUGAGUACAACCACAGAGGGAUUUUUGUCCAGAGCCUGGUCCCCUUCAGAGUGGGUUCUGCAGAGUGGGGUGACGCCAGCGGAGAUCAGGGUGCUGGCGGGUGGCUUGUACCCCAGGCCCGGGUUUAUGCCCGUCACGCCAUAUCCACUCUAGGAAUCUCUCACAGGACCACGGGCUACUGGCCCCACUCGCUGCAGCUGUGGCUUGUGCAGUACAUGCCCGAGUGGAUGUGGGUUUGGGGAACGUACAUGUUCUCAGGCACAAGGUAGAAGACACGUCUGCCCCCAGCAUUCCAGUCCAGCGGCAAGAGACCAGGCGCAUGGCUCGAUCAAUCUAACGAUUUAGAGCCUGGAUCGAUGACUAAGUAAAAGGAGUAAAAACAACACGCAAUCACUCUGUUCCAGACAGCUGUAUACAUGCUGUGUGAGAAUUUUAUUUUGUGUCAAGAUGCAUUAGAAUUAAUGGACGUUGCAUUUUGAAACA
Molecule: messenger RNA, 1356 nt
Organism: Scleropages formosus (Asian bonytongue)
Lineage: Eukaryota; Metazoa; Chordata; Actinopteri; Osteoglossiformes; Osteoglossidae
Gene: hsdl1
Product: hydroxysteroid dehydrogenase like 1
Exons: 4
Coding region: 174-1142 (322 amino acids)
Cellular component (GO): mitochondrion
Source: RefSeq, a predicted model, not a curated record